AUGUUAACAACUAACGAACUUCCUCAACAUAUUUCGUUUCUCCAAACUUACCGAGUUCAGCAAUGCUCAAGGCAGUGCUAUAGCCAAGAAGGCUGCAUGGACUAUCAUUCUCUUUCUGAAAAAAGAAGACCCCCAUUUCUCAGCUCUGGAAAUUUAGCGUAUACAGCAAUUAUGUGCCAUCAGCUUGUCCAAGGAAAAAGCUGUCCUAAAGGAGACUCAUGUUCGUCUUGUCACACCUUUUCUGAGCUUACAUACCAUCCAAGUAAAUAUAAGACUACGUGGUGCAGCGAUCCUGACUGUAAAGGCCCAGAAUUUUGCCCCAACGCACACAUAAAUUUUGAGCAACUUCGGACAUUUCCUGCCUCUCCAAAAUCCCACCCAUUUUCUCCUCUUAUUAAAAACCCUAACCAUCUAGACUUAUCUGUAUUUAAGACUCAGCCAUGUAAAAUAUCAGCACCUCACAACCCCAAGCACUGCGAAUUUUAUCACUCAAGUCGUGAUAAAAGAAGGCCAGAGUUUUAUUCCCCUGAUUUACAUAUUAAAAAUGUCAGUUAGGGAUAGGUCCUAGCUCCUGUUCAAACAGGAUGGACCUAUAAGCCAAGCUUAGUGAGAGAAGUCAAUCUUCUUGAGAGCUUCAGCUUUGAAGAGAAGGGUCAUUACUGUGUCUGGCACUGACUAGAGAAGUCUUAAUAGGCUUAUUAACUUUAAAGGCUCGACGGUUAGGUCGGUUCACCUACCGUUGCUCAGAGCUGUUAAUUUAGCUGAACCUCAAGCAAGGGGACUUUAUAGGCAUUCAAAAUGCUAGGGUAUUUCAUAAAACUUAAACCCUGAUUUAUGUGGAGAUGGCGAAAAAGCAAUAUGUGGCAAUGAAAGUUGUGAUAAAUCGCAUAAUAGAGUAGAGCAGCUUUACCAUCCAGAAAAAUAUAAAACAAAAUUUUGCACUUUUUUCCCUUAUAAAACCGAACAUUGCGAAUAUGGAAAUUUUUGUAGUUUCGCUCACUCAGAAGACGACAUCAAAGUUGAGCUAAUCCAUAAGUACCAGAGAGGUCAUGAUUUUUAUUUAAAUUUUUUCAAAACAGUUUGGUGCCCAUUUAACUCGCCUCAUGAUAAGGCUUUGUGUGUGUAUGCUCACAAUUGGCAGGAUUUUAGAAGAAAGCCAGAUAGCAAUAAUUAUAGCUCUUUGCCUUGUCCGAACUGGAGAUCAUCAACUUUUAUAUUAAGCUACGAAGAAGGUGGAUGCCCUAAUAUGAUGAACUGCACAAGAUGCCAUGGGUGGAAAGAAAUAGAAUAUCAUCCUAGGACUUAUAAGACAAGACUAUGCACCCUUGGGAGAAAUUGCCCCAAAAUUCAGGACUGCCCAUUUUAUCAUAGUGCUAGGGAUAGAAGGGUUGUUGAUAACUCUCCUUUUAAAGAGUACCCAAUAAAUAGCAACUAUAAAUCUCAAACCCCGCAUCCACAAAAAAGCAUGCUUUCUCCAGGAUUCUCUCAAAAAGUGGCACAAACUCCAUUUCUUGCUAAUCAAGGGCUCCCGUUCGCUUUUGUUCCUUCGCACAAUGCAGCACUUGUUAACCAAAUAAAUAGCACAACUGAUGAAUUUGUAUUACACAGAGGAACUCCAACAAGAACUAAGCUGUCCGCAGAAGCACCUGAUUUUAGCGAAGAAAAUAAAAAUAUAGUUGAUCCAAGAGUUGUGCAAUUUUUGUCAAGGCAUAACAUGAAGCAUAUGAAAAAUAUGUUUGCUGGCAUUCGGUGGGAGGAUUUAGGUAGAGUAAAAUUGGAAGGCAGGCUUGGAGAAGCACUUGCUAUUGCCUUAAAAGAAGAGCAAGAGGAAGCAGAUUUAGGUGAAGAGCUCAUUGAUCAUUCAUUCCCUAUCACAGCUAAAACAGAACAAAAACCUUUUGAAAGCUUAUUAGAUGAUGAUCCAAUAUCAAAACAAGAUAUUUGGAAACCCGAAAAUUUGGAAGAUUCUAGCAAAAAUAAUAAUCCUACUGUCAAAUUUACUUCUUUCCCUAACUUUAAAAACUGGUAA
Messenger RNA from Blepharisma stoltei, 2029 nucleotides. The record is from the annotation of a GenBank genome assembly. Lineage: Eukaryota; Ciliophora; Heterotrichea; Heterotrichida; Blepharismidae.